This is a messenger RNA of Mesoplodon densirostris (Blainville's beaked whale), 4461 nucleotides long. RefSeq names its product contactin associated protein 2 (gene CNTNAP2). The transcript has 26 exons. The record is from RefSeq and is a predicted model, not a curated record. NCBI's taxonomy places the organism in Eukaryota, Metazoa, Chordata, Mammalia, Artiodactyla, Ziphiidae. Bases 1 to 4461 code for a protein of 1486 amino acids.
AUGAGUGUGGACUUAAGACCUUUGAAGGUUGCUAAAGCCCAAUUCCUUCCAAUCCCCUCCAAGGACUACAAGCCCCGCCUCUCCCUCGCUCCCCAUCGUCUGCCUGAUCUGUUUCCUUUUUGUUUACCCCAUGCUUUUGCUCCUUCCACACUGGCCUUCGUGUCCAUCCUGCUCCUGCUCUUUCUCGCUUUUAUUUCUCGCCCUGAAACCACCAUUCCACAGAUAUUAGGAAACCUGAUGGCUUGUUCCCUCUUUUCCAAGAAAUCUGUGCCCCAAAAUGAUCUUAUCAAUGAGGGCUUCUCAGAUGCCUCAUUGAAAGGACAUUCACUCACCCCCGCAACCCCCCGGAAAAUAAAGCUGGAAGUGGGUACAGAGAGUGAGGACAGUGCGGUAUUCGUGGAGCUGGGUGGACUAGGAAAGCUCAUCUGCACUGUGAGAGAUAACAUUGAGCAGAGCCUGGGGGAGGUGAGGGACGAGGCUUGUGGUCGCUGGAGGAGUAACAGCGAAGGCCAGGGCAGGAGCAGGUCUGUUGUUGCAGUUAGAAGGAAAGGGUGGCUGGACGAAAAAUGUGAUGAGCCACUUGUGUCUGGACUCCCCCAUGUAGCUUUCAGCAGCUCAUCCUCUAUGUCUGGGAGCUAUUCUCCUGGCUAUGCCAAGAUCAACAAGCGAGGGGGUGCUGGGGGAUGGUCUCCAUCAGACAGUGACCAUUAUCAAUGGCUUCAGGUUGACUUUGGCAAUCGAAAGCAGAUCAGUGCCAUAGCAACCCAAGGAAGAUACAGCAGCUCAGACUGGGUGACCCAAUACCGCAUGCUCUACAGCGACACAGGGAGAAAUUGGAAACCCUACCAUCAAGAUGGGAAUAUCUGGGCAUUUCCUGGCAACGUCAACUCCGAUAGUGUGGUUCGGCAUGAUUUACAGCAUCCAGUAAUCGCCCGCUACGUGCGCCUCGUGCCUCUGGAUUGGAACGGAGAAGGCCGCAUUGGGCUCAGAAUUGAGGUCUACGGCUGCUCUUACUGGGCUGAUGUUAUCAACUUUGAUGGUCAUGUUGUGUUACCAUAUAGAUUCAGAAACAAGAAGAUGAAAACACUGAAAGAUGUCAUUGCUUUGAAAUUUAAAACCUCCGAAAGUGAAGGGGUACUCUUGCACGGGGAAGGACAGCAAGGGGAUUAUAUUACUUUGGAACUGAGAAAAGCCAAGCUGGUCUUCAGUUUAAACCUAGGAAGCAACCAGCUUGGCCCCAUAUAUGGCCACACGUCCGUGAUGACAGGAAGUCUGCUGGAUGAUCACCACUGGCACUCUGUGGUCAUUGAGCGCCAGGGCCGGAGCAUCAACCUCACCCUGGACAGAAGCACGCAGCACUUCCGCACCAACGGGGAGUUUGACUACCUGGAUUUGGACUAUGAGAUAACCUUUGGAGGCAUACCUUUCUCGGGUAAGCCAAGUUCCAGCAGUAGAAAGAAUUUCAAAGGCUGCAUGGAAAACAUUAACUACAAUGGCAUCAACAUAACUGAUCUCGCAAGAAGGAAGAAACUAGAACCCUCAAAUGUGGGAAAUUUGAGUUUCGCGUGCGUGGAGCCCUACACGGUACCUGUCUUUUUCAAUGCUACCAGUUACCUGGAGGUGCCUGGACGGCUUCAUCAAGACCUGUUUUCGGUUAGUUUCCAGUUCAGAACUUGGAACCCCAAUGGUCUUCUGCUUUUCAGUCGUUUUGCGGAUAAUUUGGGCAACGUGGAGAUUGACCUCACUGACAGCAGAGUCAGCGUUCACAUCAACAUCACGCAGACCAAGAUAAGCCAGAUAGAUAUUUCCUCAGGUUCUGGGUUGAAUGACGGCCAGUGGCAUGAAGUCCGUUUCCUAGCUAAGGAGAAUUUUGUUAUUCUCACUAUCGAUGGAGAUGAAGCCUCAGCAGUUCGAACUAACAGUCCUCUUCAAGUUAAAACUGGCGAGAAGUACUUUUUUGGAGGUUAUCUGAACCAGAUGAAUAACUCAAGUCACUCUGUCCUUCAGCCUUCAUUCCAAGGAUGCAUGCAGCUCAUUCAAGUGGAUGAUCAACUUGUAAAUUUAUACGAAGUGGCACAAAGGAGGCCAGGAAGCUUUGCGAAUGUCAGCAUUGACAUGUGUGCCAUCAUAGACAGAUGUGUGCCCAAUCACUGUGAGCAUGGUGGGAAGUGCUCGCAAACGUGGGACAGCUUCAUAUGCACUUGUGAUGAGACGGGAUACAGUGGGGCCACCUGCCACAACUCCAUCUAUGAGCCUUCCUGUGAAGCCUACAAACACCUAGGCCAGACAUCAAAUUACUACUGGAUAGAUCCUGAUGGCAGUGGACCUCUGGGGCCUCUGAAAGUUUACUGCAACAUGACAGAGGACAAAGUAUGGACCAUAGUGUCUCAUGAUUUGCAAAUGCAGACGACGGUGGUGGGCUACAACCCAGAAAAAUACUCGGUGACACAGCUCAUUUACAGCGCCUCCAUGGACCAGAUCAGUGCCAUCACCAACAGCGCCGAGUAUUGUGAGCAGUACAUCUCCUAUUUCUGCAAGAUGUCCAGGUUGUUGAACACCCCAGAUGGAAGCCCUUACACCUGGUGGGUGGGCAAAGCCAACGAGAAGCACUACUACUGGGGCGGCUCUGGGCCCGGAAUUCAGAAAUGCGCCUGUGGCAUCGAGCGCAACUGCACAGACCCCAAAUACUACUGCAACUGUGACGCGGAUUACAAGCAGUGGAGGAAGGAUGCGGGCUUCUUAUCCUACAAAGAUCACCUGCCAGUAAGCCAGGUGGUGGUUGGAGAUACUGACCGGCAAGGCUCAGAAGCCAAACUGAGUGUGGGUCCCCUGCGCUGCCAAGGAGACAGGAAUUACUGGAAUGCUGCCUCUUUCCCAAACCCAUCAUCCUACCUGCACUUCUCUACUUUCCAAGGGGAAACCAGUGCGGAUAUCUCUUUCUACUUCAAAACAUUAAUCCCCCGCGGAGUGUUUCUUGAAAAUCUGGGGAACACAGACUUUAUCAAACUCGAACUGAAAUCGGCCACGGAAGUGUCCUUUUCAUUCGAUGUCGGAAACGGGCCCGUGGAGAUUGUGGUGAGGUCACCCUCCCCUCUCAACGAUGACCAGUGGCACCGGGUCACCGCGGAGAGGAACGUCAAGCAGGCCAGCCUGCAGGUGGACAGGCUGCCCCAGCAGACCCGCAAGGCCCCAACGGAAGGCCACACCCGCCUGGAGCUCUACAGCCAGCUGUUUGUUGGUGGUGCCGGAGGCCAGCAGGGCUUUCUGGGCUGCAUCCGCUCCCUGAGGAUGAAUGGGGUGACACUGGACCUGGAAGAAAGAGCAAAGGUCACAUCCGGGUUCAAAUCCGGGUGCUCGGGCCACUGCACCAGCUACGGGGCAAACUGUGAGAAUGGAGGCAAAUGCAUAGAGAAAUACCAUGGGUAUUCCUGCGAUUGCUCCAACACAGCCUAUGAUGGAACAUUUUGCAACAAAGAUGUGGGUGCAUUUUUUGAAGAGGGGAUGUGGCUGCGGUAUAACUUCCAGGCGCCCGGGUCCAGUGCUAAGGAAUCGGGCGGCAGGUCGGAGAACUCCCCGGACCCGCAGAAUGGGACCCCAGACCUGGCCCGCGAGGAGAUCCGCUUCAGCUUCAGCACCACCAGGGCACCCUGCAUCCUCCUGUACGUCAGCUCCUUCACCACCGACUUCCUGGCAGUUCUCGUCAAACCCACCGGAAGCUUACAGAUCCGGUACAACCUGGGUGGCACCAGGGAGCCGUAUAACAUUGACGUGGACCACAGGAGCAUGGCCAAUGGGCAGCCCCACGGCGUUAAUGUCACCCGUCACGAGAGGACCAUCACUCUCAAGCUGGAUCAUUAUCCUUCUGUGAGUUACCAACUGCCAAGUUCAUCUGACACUCUGUUCAAUUCUCCCAAGUCGCUCUUUCUGGGAAAAGUUAUAGAAACAGGGAACAUUGACCAAGAGAUUCACAAGUACAACACCCCGGGAUUCACUGGGUGCCUCUCCAGAGUCCAGUUCAACCAGAUCGCCCCUCUCAAGGCAGCCUUGAGGCAAACAAACGCCUCAGCUCGCGUGCACACCCAGGGCGAGCUGGUGGAGUCCAACUGCGGGGCCUCCCCGCUCACCCUCGCACCCAUGUCGUCUGCCACCGACCCCUGGCACUUAGACCACCUGGAUUCAGCCAGUGCUGAUUUUCCAUAUAACCCGGGACAAGGCCAGGCUAUAAGAAAUGGAGUCAACAGAAACUCGGCCAUCAUCGGAGGGGUCAUUGCCGUGGUCAUCUUCACCAUCCUCUGCACCUUGGUCUUCCUCAUCCGGUACAUGUUCCGUCACAAGGGCACCUACCACACCAACGAGGCCAAGGGGGCAGAGUCGGCAGAGAGCGCGGACGCCGCCAUCAUGAGCAACGACCCCAACUUCACAGAGACCAUUGACGAAAGCAAAAAGGAAUGGCUCAUUUGA